This is a messenger RNA of Passer montanus (Eurasian tree sparrow), 5316 nucleotides long. It is a transcript of the gene SH3RF2, whose product is annotated as SH3 domain containing ring finger 2. Gene Ontology annotation, biological process: negative regulation of apoptotic process; positive regulation of JNK cascade; positive regulation of proteasomal ubiquitin-dependent protein catabolic process. The record is from RefSeq and is a predicted model, not a curated record. The transcript is spliced from 8 exons. The coding region runs from base 604 to 2643 and encodes 679 amino acids. Gene Ontology annotation, molecular function: ubiquitin protein ligase activity; protein phosphatase 1 binding. Lineage: Eukaryota; Metazoa; Chordata; Aves; Passeriformes; Passeridae. Gene Ontology annotation, cellular component: nucleoplasm.
GGCCAGACCGGGCGAGGAUGGCACUGCGGAGCCAGCUACCCGCGGCGAGCGGCGGCGCUUGAAGGACUUUACAGAGCCGAGCCGGGCCGGGCCGGGCCGAGCCGAGCCGGGCCGCGCUCCCUGCGGCCGGGGGUGUGCGCGGCCAGCGGCGCUGCGGCCGGGGCGGCACCAGCCGGUCGGGGCUGAUGCUUAUCGGCACUCUCAUCUCCUGGGCGGUGAAUUGCCGUGCCGUGCCAGUCCUGCGCUGCAGCCCGCCCCGCUCCGCGCCCGGCCCGGCUCCGCUCUGCCCGGCCAGCCGCACCGGGGCUCGCAGCUCGGCCCGGAGCCGUCCCCUCGCUCCAGCUGAGUCAGGAGUGACUCAUUGCGAGCCGGCUGCAAUUGGGCGCAGCGGGUGCAGUCGGCUGCGAGCGCGGCUCGGGAUGUAGGUGGCUGCGCUGCGCGCUCCAGAGCGCAGCUCUGCUCCCUGCUCCCUCCUCCUCGCCCUCCGUGAGGAUUGCUGCUCUGCCAGGCUCUGCUUCUCGCAGGAGGGCAUCUGGGGCGGCUCCGGUGGAUGUGGGGUGUGGAUGGCCCCGGGCCCGCUCCUGAAGGGGCUCUGCACUGAAGAUGGAUGACUUGGCUCUCCUUGACCUGUUGGAGUGUCCCGUGUGCUUCGAAAAGCUCGACGCCACAGCAAAGGUGCUGCCGUGCCAGCACACGUUCUGCAAGCCCUGCCUGCAGAGGAUCCUGAAAUCGCAGAAGGAGCUGCGGUGCCCCGAGUGCAGGACCCUCGUCCUGGGCAGCAUCGAGCAGCUGCCCUCCAACCUGCUCCUCAUUCGCCUCCUGGAUGGAGUCAGGUGUGGACAGAACGUCACCAGGUUCGGCUCGGUGCAGAGGUCGGGGGUCCUGUCCUCCCCCGCCUCCAUCAGGAGGGUCCCCAGGGGGCUGCAGCUGCAGCAGCACCGGCUGGCAACCAAUCCCCGGAUCCACACGGAGGGGGUGCCGCGAGCCAGGGCGCUGUACACGCACCGCGGGCACAACCCCGGGGAGCUGCGCUUCAACAAGGGCGACACCAUCGUGCUGCUGCGGCAGCUGGACGACGACUGGUACCUGGGCGAGCUGAACGGCAGCAGCGGCGUGCUCCCGGCCAGCUCGGUGCAGGUCCUCCCGCAGCUGCCCCUGCCGCGCCCCCUCCACAGCCUGGAGCUGCGGGGCCGCGACAAGGCGGGGAGCAGGGACACGCCGACCUUCCCCAAGGCGAGCCCCCAGCAGCUGCUGCAGGCCAAGGGCCGCUGGUCGCCGCCGCCCAAGGGCGCGUCCCUGCGCGCCAAGGCCAAGGCGGCGGAGCCGGCGGCGUUCCCCAAGGCGCCCGAGGCCCGGCGCAAGAGCCUGCGGCAGUUCUCCAUCACCACGGCCCUCAACACCCUGAACCGCAUGGUGCACGCGCCCGCCGAGCGCCCCGCGCUGCACAUCAGCUCCCCCGUGCUCAUCAGCUCCAGCAACCCCAGCGUGCCCACCCAGAGCAGCGACAAAGCCGAGCUGCCCUGCGGCCCCCCGCUCCAGGUCAGCACCUCUUACUACCCCACAGCAGCACCCCUGGGGCCCCCGGCAGCCAUCGUGACCCUUCCCCACCUGCAGCACCACGGGCCAGCUUACCUGUGCGUGGCUCUCCACUCCUACGCGGCGCACGGCCCGGACGAGCUGGAGCUGCAGAGGGGAGAAGGGGUCCGUGUCUUCGGCAAGGAGCAGGACGGGUGGCUGCGGGGCAUGUCCCUCGUCACCGGCAGGGUCGGCCUCUUCCCCAGCAACUACGUCGCUCCCCUCUUCAGGAAAUCCAGCCUGUCCGACUCGAAGAUGCCUGCCCUGUACACCUCGUGGACGCUGUCGACCUCCUCGCUGUCCUCGCAGGGGAGCGCGGCCGAGGGCGGCCCGCGGCAGAGCCGGGCGCUGCGGCCGCUGCUGCUGCCCGUGCCCGUGCCCGUGCCCGUGCCCUCCCCGCGCCUGGCACCGGCCCCGCUGCGCCGCGGCCGCGGCAGCGCCAGGAGGAACGGAUCCCUGCAGAGGCCAGGGCAGGCAGGCACCCCCGUGCAGAUCACCGGCUCCCUCAGGCGUCCCACGGCUGCGGGCCGAGCUCAGCACUUCCAGCUCUACCCGCACAGCAUCCCCAGCGCGGACGAGACGACGAGGCCCAGCCCCUCCUAUGAGGCUGCACCGGCGCUGCUGGUCAGGGCAGGGGAGAGCCGGAGCCCCUCCGUGUGCAGCUCGGUGAUCCUGGACGCCAAAGAGCCCUCGGUGAAGAGCGAGGCAGCCCCGAAGCCGCCGGCGUCAGCCCCGCCGUCCAUCCUGGUGAAACCAGAAUCCUCCCGCAACAGCGCCGAAAAGCAAGUGAAGACGGUGAGGUUCCAGAACCACAGCCCGCCGCCGCCCAAGCGGCACAGCCUGCAGCCCUCGCCGCGCCUGCCCCGCAGCAGGACCGAGCCCGGCCCCGAGGGGCUCCUGCCCGAGCCCCGCCUGGGCCCCGAGCUGCUGCUGCUGUGCUCGCCGCGCCUGGGCUCCAGCCCGCUGCACCCGCGCCGGGCGCUGCACCCCAAGGCGCUCUCGCUGGACCUCUCGGGGCAGCUGACCUUCCCCAUCAAGAAGAGCUACAGCAGCAUCUCAGCGAACUGAGCGGCCCGCCCGCGCCUGCCCUCCUCCCGCUCCAGCCCCGCAUCCUCCCCCGCGCCCCCCGGGCAGGGGCCGCUCCCCCGCGCCCCCGCACUCGGCAGCUGCGAGCUGGGGCUUGCGAGAGCUGCGGGCCCCUCUGCGGGACCCCGCCGAGCCCCGGGCUGCCCGGCGGGGAGAUGUGCGGGACCCCGCAGAACCCACCUCCCCCGGGGCGCUGCCGCGCUGCAGGCAGGGGAGGAAAGCGCGCAGGAAUCGGAGGGAGUGACACUUGCUUUGAUCUCCUCAGGGCUGCAGGAAGGCCCACAGAGAUCAAACACCGGCUCAUUACCUGCCGGCCUCAGGAUAAAGAAACCAUAAAUCAGAAUCAGUCAGCUCCUGGCUGAUGGUUCAUGCUGCCUUUGAGGGGAGGGGGUCACUCAGAUUUUUUGUUAGGCUGGUUGCUUGCUUGCUUUUCUCAUUGGUUUUAGCCCAGGAAUUUUAACACAGAAGCCUAAAAGGUGAUUUGGAAGGCAAAGAGCCAAUGGAAGGGGCUUUGCCAUCACUGCAGUCACGCAGGCUCUGCAGUGAGGGCACUGAAUCUCCCUUCUCCUCACUGCUUGCUUUCCUCUGGUCACCUGUCAGCUACCUCCUGCCCAUGAGCUCCUUCCAGCCCCCUCCCACCGCCCGCCCACUCAGACGUGGCUGCUGUAAAUAUCUUAGUGGGAUUCAUGGGUUUCAGAAGCAUGAAACACUGUCUGUGAGAGAGAGAGCAGAGUUCACCGUGCCCAGACCCCGCUGUGCCCCAGCAGCCCCAGCUCUGGCUCCCAGCUCCCGAUCCAAGCGUUCUCCUGUGAAUCCCAGGGAAGCCAGCACAGCUCUGCUGGCUCACAGCUGUGCCUGCUCUCUGCCAAACCUCUGCGCAGCAGAUUUUGGUUUUCAUGCUCAGUUUCCCUCGCUGGUUUAUCCCUCGCAGCUCCCAGCCCAGCUGCAGGCACGGCCGCCCUCUCCUGACAGGAGCUGUGCUCCCUCCGAAACUGCCCUGAAAUCCCAUCCUCGGCUCCCUGCCUACAGACCCGGGGAAGGAACUCCACUGUCAAUGGAGGCUCCUCAGAGGGGGACAUCUUCUCCUAAAACUACACAGAGGGAGUGGAUAAAACAAUUCACUACACCACAGCCCCUGGAGCUUCCCUCUUCCAGACUUCUGUUUGUGGAGCAGGAAAGCUGGGUCUGCCUGUGGGGAUUUUCUGUGGCACAGCAACCUCCAAGGCACAGAUCUGUGCUCACUCUGUGCCCUGUCAGUACCCCAGCUCCUGCAGGAACACCCCGGCAUGCUGAAGGCAUGCGCUGUGCCCAGGUGUAGAAGGUGGCAGCAGCUGCAAAAUGAGGGUGAGUCCAACUCAGCGAUGCCACCUCAGGGACAGCUGAAUGCCACGGGGCAGACAGUGCUGGCUCUGUGCUGACCCUGUCAUCCUUUUGAUGAACCAGAAGGCAGCUGGCUCUGUGGCUGGGACACAGCCACACAUCCCAGCACACCCAGAAAUGAGCAGAAUUGCACCCAGCCCACCAGCCCCUCUCUCCCUCUGAGAACUAAGAAUGCAAACACUGGCUCUGAAAGGUUUUAGCUGGAAGCACCAGAGCAGCCUGGGACUGUGUAAAAUCACACAUUUAUCAUUCUUAGGAGGUUUAUUCACUGCCCAACAGUCACUGCAGUUAGUUUGUGAAGCAGCAUGUUUGAAGUGUAAUCACAGCUCAAGGCAUUUCAGGUUUUUUGUAUAAACUUCAGUACCUGUGCCAUUUGAAAAGUAACACUUCCAAAUAUCCAUGAAAUCAGUUUAGAACCCCAGACUGCCCAUGAAGCCCGUGGGAGCUGCCCUGGCUGCUCCCUUUGCUCCCAACGGGAUCCAUCAGAGCCGAGACUGCCUGGGGAACAGCACACAGGGACCCGUGGCAGGCUGGGGAGGGAGCUGAGGGGGGAAAGAUCUAUCCACACCAAAGUCACAGCCAAAAUAGAUCCUACAGGCAGAAGGGCCAACAAAAGUUCCCUAAUCCUUUACACAACCAAACAGGGAGUUCCAUUGUCUGCUUUCUGCAUCCAGCCCAGGGAAUGCUCCAGUGAAAUGUUACAGCCAGGUCACCAUCAGUGAGAAAUCAUAAAUUACUAUUUUUACAUAUAUAUAUAUAUAUAUAUCUUAGAAACAGUAGGAUGCAUAAUAUUUGCUUAGUUGGUGAUGGGUAGGAGGACUAAAUAAAAUAUAUUUAGUUUAUUGUUCAGAGACACUUGUACAAAUCCAGGGAUGCUGAGUAUUUUUUCCAUGAAGUUAAUUUUUUAAAAAGGCUUUUUCAAUUUAAGGUACUAUUUGGGAGAAAAGUCAAUAAACAAGAAGAUAUUAGUUUACUGUUUUGUAUUAAUCCUCAAGCUAUUUAUUUUGUAUUUCUGUAAAAAAAAAAAAAAGCAAUAGUUUAAAGACAUUUUAAGUUUUCAGAAGUUUAUUCAUCUAAGUUUAUAGCACUAUGCUUAGCUCUGUAGCCUGUAGAUAAUUAAAUUAAUUGGGGUCAAAUGGAUUACAGCCCCUUAUGCACUGCAAGCACUGGGGGGUGCACUGGGGAAAAUGGGGCUCAGGAAAGCUUUGGCACCCACCGUGUGAGACACCAGCCUCUGGGAGCUGCUGUGGCACCAUUAAAACCUUUUGCAUGAAA